AUGGACCUCGAGACAGCGCCCGCGAUCGACAAGGCCUCGCCCGAGGGCGACAGCCUCGUGCGCAAGGUGCUCACGCAGUCCAUGCACCUCACGCACGACGAGAACAACGCGUCCAUCUCCGACGCGAGCACGUACUCGCCGCAGGCGCCGUGGACGCCCAAGUCGCUCGGUCGGGCCAAGAGCGCAAUCAUCUACCGCCGCAAUAUCUUCUUCUUCCGCGAAUGGCACAUGCGGUUCGUCUCGCUCCAGGACGACCACAUCCUCAUCUACUCGUGCCGGGAAAAAUGGGAGCAAGGCGACCCGCCCGACAAGGUCGUGCGGCUGAACCCGACCAUGUUCCUCAGCCACAUGCGCGUCGACGUCGAGGAGGGCCACUCGUCCUACGCUGGCGAGACGACGCGCCUCUUCCGGCGCAAGCUCCUCGAGACCGACGAGCUCGAUGAGUGGAUCAACGACGAGUUGCGCCAAGGGCUCGUCGUCGAUGCGACGGGCAGCAACGUCAACGCGACGUUCAGCAACAACCCCGAGGCCAGCGCGCGCACGGUGCUCGAGUUUGCGACGACCAACCAGAGCACGUUCGAGCUCUGGUCCAAGGUCAUUCGCCGCGCGCUACAGAGCCAGAAAGAGUCGACGUCGCCCACGCCGAGCAACAACAAUGGUCGUCGCCGCACGUCGUCGUCGUUCUCGGACGACGCAGGGAAUGACGCGCCGCGGCGAGGCGCCUCCGAUUGGAUCUCGCCGGGCCACGACUGCCGCGUCACGCUGCAUCAAAGCGAAGUCUGGUGCAACCGCGUCACGGGCUCCACCGAGACGGACAAGGCCGAGUCCGAGUUCCGACGCAUUCUCUUUGCGGCCAACAGCCGGCGCGAGAUCGAGUCCGGGACCGCGCCCCUCGGCACCGAGGCCGCCUUGUCGCCGGACGUGCUGCACUUCUUCGCCGACCACCUCAAGCGCAAGUACGCGGUGUUUCUGAUCCUGGCGCUCGCGCAUGGCAUUGCGGAAGAGUACAUCCGAGAGGCGCAUGAGCGCAUGUGUGCCGAGAACGAAGCGACGUUUGCAGGCGUCGGCGCGGGCACCGGCGACGAACUCCAGGAGGUGCGCGAUGGCCAAUAUGGGUUUGCCGACGACGCGUCGAUCGACUUGUACGACAAGUACCGCACCGCGGCGCUCAACUACUACCGCAUGAAUUACGGCGACCCGUCCGCGGCCGAGGAGGAGGACGCGAUCAUGCACCUGCCCGUGAUGCUCCACGUCGCCCUCAUUCGGCAGGAGCGCGACGAAGCGUCGGCGCUGCUCGAGAUCCUCCAGACCGUCAAGCGCCGCCUUUUAGAGCACACGGCGUCCGAGGCCGCGUCCAACAACGAAUCGACGACGUGA
Molecule: messenger RNA, 1377 nt
Organism: Saprolegnia parasitica CBS 223.65
Lineage: Eukaryota; Oomycota; Saprolegniomycetes; Saprolegniales; Saprolegniaceae
Exons: 5
Coding region: 1-1377 (458 amino acids)
Source: RefSeq, a predicted model, not a curated record